Musca domestica (house fly) is the source of this 2064-nucleotide messenger RNA. Its product is annotated as malectin. The record is from RefSeq and is a predicted model, not a curated record. Gene Ontology annotation, cellular component: membrane. Gene Ontology annotation, molecular function: carbohydrate binding. Bases 373 to 1425 code for a protein of 350 amino acids. The transcript has 3 exons. NCBI's taxonomy places the organism in Eukaryota, Metazoa, Arthropoda, Insecta, Diptera, Muscidae.
GUCAAAAAAGAUUUUGAAAAUUUGGAGUUGUAUGGUGAAUACCCGGAGAAUACCGGGUACCAUUCUUCUGUGUAUUUUAUUGUUGUUAGUGUUUCUAUAAUGUUGUCGUCCGUCGGAUAAACUGAAAAAUUAAAAAAUAUCAACAUUUGCUGAAAUAAAAAUAGCCGAGAUAGACAAAUUAGAACAAGCCAAGUAUACUAGGACACGUACCCUAGAUUUGCCGAUUGGUUAAAAAUAGCCAAUUGACAGCCUGCUAGCCAACGACGACGAAUACUCACAACAGAACAGAAACAACAACAACACGGAAAUAAGGGCAGCUUAUAGGUGUUUUGGAAAAAAGUAGGAAAAUAUUUAAUUAUAAACUAAUUAGCCAUGAAUCUUGCCACAUCAUCGACCACAUCAAUAUCAAGAAGAAAUUCUCUUCAAUUGCUAGUCUACGUUGCCAGUGUUUUACUGAUAAGCUGCAGUAGUUUGUACUCAGGUGUUCGGGCAGCUGCCAACAACGAUUUACAGGUCAUUUAUGCCAUUAAUGCCGGUGGCUAUGAUCACACUGAUAAGUAUGGCAUACUCUAUGAGGCUGAUCCCUUGAAUGUGGGCACUGCCUCCGAUUACGGCAACCAUUUGCUGAUAAUUGGACGUGUUCCGCAACAGGAUGAGGUGCUGUAUCGUACGGAACGUUAUCAUACGUCGACCUUUGGCUAUGAUUUACCUUUGGAAGGUGACGGCAAUUAUGCAUUGCUAUUGAAAUUUUGCGAAGUAUAUUUCAAUGAGCCGAAUAAGAAGGUUUUCGAUGUCGUUCUGAAUCGCCAACAUGAAAUUGUCUCAAAUUUGGAUAUCUUUGCACAAGUUGGUCGGGGUACGGCACAUGAUGAGUACAUCUUUUUCACAGUGUCACGUGGUAAACUACACUACAAGGAUGAAGUUUCCGAUAUACGCAACAAUGUGAUACGUUUGGAAUUUAUUAAGGGUGCCUAUGAUAAUCCCAAAAUCAAUGCAUUUGCUCUGUUCAAAGGCGAUGUGGAGAGAAUACCUCGAUUGCCGGCCAUGCAAAGCGAAGGUUUCAAUACAGAUGACCAAUUUGAGGAGAAGAAACAUGAUAUCAACGGGCAUUCAUCAAAUCGAAAAUUUAAAACGAAUACAAAGAAAGUAAUGGAAGAUGAUGUGGAGGAGGAUCUUAUGGAUGCCGAUGAGGAGGUGGAAGAUGAAGACAAUAUUAUUGACGAUGAUGAAGAUGUUGAUAGUCAGUAUGACAAUGAGGUUGGCCAUGAUGACUUGGAUGAUUUAGAAAGAGAACGUAGAAAUACAAAAACAAGUGGACCACGUCAUCCCGAUCCCUAUGCCUCGGAAGAUUCUACGAUAAUGAUGCCAGUUAUUGUGGCCAUAGGAUGUUUUAUACCUUUGUUGUUCUGCCUCUGCAAGUUAUGAGCACUUGUGGAUAGCAUUUAUGCAAAACUCACUUGGAUUCCCUGCAUUGCCAUUGUGCCGUUUUCAUAAUCCCCUAGUUGUUCCGGCAAAGUUAUACAAUUUUUAUUUUUUAUUUGUGGAAGAAAGAAAAUAGAGCUGUGUUUUUUAUGAUUUUGGUAUUUGUAAUUUAUUUGUUUAUUUUCCUGUUUGUGUUCACAAUGAUCUGCAAUUUUUUUUAAUCCUUUUUUUUCGAAACAAAAGUACUUAUAGCAUUUAUUACACAUGUGUGUAUGUAUGUAUGUGCAUUAGAGAUAUAUAUUUUUUUACUUUGAGUUUAUUUUUUGUACUGUUACUGAGAAUUAAGUUCCUUGAUUUAAGUUAAAUUUUGGUUGUAUGUUUGUAUGUAUUGCAAAAACAAAUUUUGAAUUGAAGCACUUUGUUUUAGAAGCACUUUAAUUUCGUUCCUUGGUUUGCGCUUAAUGAAAUCUAGUACAUGACAUGAUUCUAAUUAUAUAUACGUAUAUAAAAUAUUUAUCAACAAAUUAUGCUGAGAAUUUAUAAAAAUGAAAAAAUAAGUAAUGUUUAUUUAAAUUUAGCUAAACAAAUUGACAAGAGAAAAUGAAUCAUUAAAAUAAAAAUGUUGACUUAGUAAUGGCAAAA